AGUUCGGUUUUGUGAUCAAGAGAAAAUGGACACCUCUAUCUUCGACAGGAAAUUUAUUUGUCUCAUAUCAUGCAUAAUUUUAAUUACAAAUUUGUGUACUGGAUUGAAACUUGAUGAAGGUCAGAUACUUUCACCGAACUACCCAAACCCUUACCCAAGUGCAAAAUAUUGGAUCCACAAAUUAUCAGCCAAGACGGGAAACAUCAUCCAUUUAAUGGUUAAUGACAUGGACAUCCCUGAUGGCGACACCUUGCGUAUUAAGGAUGGAAGCUCCUGUGACAACUUAAUAUUUGACUUCAGUAACGAAAUAGCUAAAUUUGAGGCAAAGAUGGACCCUUCCGAGUUACCCUUUAUGGCGUUCAGCAUGGAGGAAAGCGUCUGUCUGUAUCUGUCGAGGAUCGCUGGAGGCGGGAAGUUCAAUAUCACAUACAAUGCCUUCCCAAAAUGCACUGGCGAUGUGCCUUACCUCAAAGGAAGCAUAGUCAGCCCAAACUACCCACGCCGGCAGUAUACAAGGUGGGAAAACUGUAGAUGGAGCCUCAGCGCCUCAAAGGGGCAAAUCGUCAGAUUCGAUGUCAUCGACCUCGGGGUUGAAACCACGAGAGAUUGCAAUGGAGAUUACCUUCAAAUCACAGGUUUAGAUCCAAAGGUUUAUCAGUCAGGGAAGGUUAGACUCUGCGGACAAAUUGAGAAUCAACCAGAGAAGGUGUUUGAAACGGUUGGGAGCGAGGUGGAUGUUAGGUUUGUUUCCGACUGGUUAGGAACGGAUAAAGGCUUCUGGUUACAGUUUGAAGUUCUAGGUUGCAAGCAUUGGGAACUGGUAAUAAAGGAAGGCACCCCGCCGCCUCGCCUGCUGAACCCAGCCUCAUACUACAACGACGGGUACAUAGCAAAGUUCAUGUGUCCAAGGGGCUACGUAUUUAAGAAUGGUGUCAAAGAACUGCCUUUUGUCUGUCAAAAAAAUAGGACAUGGACUGGAUAUAGAGAUCAGUGUGAAAAAAUCGUGUGUGGCUCCCCAGCCCGUCCAGCAUCUGGUUUUGUAACUCUCUCCAACGGCGACAAGUUUGAAAGUGUGGCUACGUACACUUGCAAGAACGGCUCGACGAUGAUCGGGGAGAACACGAGAAUCUGUGGAGAGAAUGGCAGUUGGAUUGGGACGUUACCAUUCUGCAAAGGUGCUGAGACCGAAGAAUGUGGGGAUCCCGGUGAUCCACCUCACGGUUUCAAACUCAACGAAGAUUCGUCCGUUAAUGAGACAAACCUGAGAAGCUACCCAUUCGGAACUGUGAUCAGUUAUGCCUGUCAUGUUGGGUACAUUCUUGCAGUUGGUGGAAAUAGGACCUGCCUGUUGAGCGGGACAUGGAGUGGAGAGGAAACCAAAUGCAAUAUUGUGAGAUGUCCUUCCGACCUUGCCACACCAGCCAACGGCACGAUAGAGAUACCAGGCAAUACCGAGUACGGUGCGAUUGUGACGUAUUCAUGCGACAGUGGGUUUGAGCUGAUAAACGGCAACAAAGCAAGGCAGUGUCAACCCAAUGCAAGGUGGAGCGGACAAGCACCACUCUGUAAAAAGUUAUCGUGCAAUCUUCCUGAGAAACCUUGGCAUGGAAAUCUUCAAAUCUACCAUGACCCUACCAAGGGAAACUUCGGUAUCUUCACCUGUGAUGUUGGUUAUGCACUAAUGGGUCAGAAUACAACCACCUGUACAGUCAAAGGCACUUGGACAAAUCCAACACCCAUAUGCGAAGCCAUAUCGUGUCCUGAUUUGAGGAACAGAACAUUUACCAAUGUUGCCGUCUCUGACCUUCACGGCGAAAAGUUUGGGAGCACAGCUCGCUUUCUCUGCAAUAAAGGUUUCUACUUCGACGCGAAUUUGACCAAGUCGUCACAAGUGGUGAUUUGCCUUGGGAACCGCACGUGGAGUGUUGAUAUUACUGGUUGUCCUUUCGCAGCAACGUCGCGUGAUCCAGCAAAACAAAGCGGGAAUGAUAUAACAAAAACUGGGAUGUAUGUAGGGAUCGCGGUUGCUGGCGUUACAUUUCUUAUUAUAAUAGCACUGAUCUCCGCCUAUGUUGUUCGCAAAAGGAAACCGGAACCUGUAGAACAUGAAAAGAACUUUGAUAAUCCGAUGUACACCGUCGAUGAUCAUGGUAUAGGACAGGUUAGAAUUGGUGAGGACUGGAACAAAAACCCGACCUAUAAGGACUCGGACAGGGCUUGCACGGACGGUAUCUAUGACAGGCCUCCGAACUCGGCUGGAUGGUCUUUGUGAUAGGCCGAGGGACAGCGGGUACGGAGUCUAUGGCAAUGUAAGCCUAAGCGACGCCAAUCCAUUCAAUCGGUUAUCAGAAGUCGAAGAGGAAGGGGAUAAAUGACAACAAGUGUAUGAAUUGUGGUAAAGGUGAUACUGUUUACUUGCCGACUAGUAUAGUUGCCUCGAUACUGCGGAGAGAAAUAUAUGACUGGAGUUGAUAGGAUGUGAUGUAGACACUUGGGUCGACAAGAGAAACACUGCACAGAGAACAUCUUGUGAUGAUGUCAGUAUCCGAAGUCGAUGUCUACUAGACGUCUAUCUAACAAGAUGUAUAAUCGAUAUCAACUGGUUUAUAUCCAGUGUCUAAUGAAGCUCAAUCGGAAAAAUUCUUUUUGUAAAAAUUGUGGUAUUCAUCGAUCACUUAAAUGAUCCAAGCCUCUGUAUUUUGGUAGAGGAGUGUAAAAAGUUGAUAAAUAAAGUUAUUUGAAGGUAGUUCAUAAGUACUUUGAUCUGUCCGACUGUUGUUUGUCAGACGAGUAAGUAUAUGGGAACACAUGUGGAGAAGGAGGAGGUGAUCCAAAACGCCCGUUGUAAGUUUUAAAUGUCCUCGGAUAAACGAUAUCAUAUGCGCUUUUAGUCUCUGAAGUAUUCGAUCACGAGUCUGUAUAGAACUGAUCUUCAUUCGUCACCAUACGAUACAGAAUGGACGGAUACUUUUUCAAGGGGGACAUUUAAGACGGUUCGACAGUUUUUGGGUGAAUCCUAUGGAACCGAAUAACCACGGUUCCCCACAUUGCUCAAGAUAGUAAAAAUUUAGUUGUGCGGCUUUUACUUGUCUUCUUGCAUUCAGUUGCUGAUCCAACUGGCUGCCAGUAACUUCGACAGAACAAACAAUGUCACAUGUAACUUUUCAUUCAUUAUAUUCUCGAUUUUUAAGAUACAACAUCGUGGUGAGAGAAGAAUUAGGAUAUAAUUUCAAUGUUUUCUAUCAUACGUACGCCAAGAAGAUCGAGCUCCUGGUAUCGAAAUUAUCGCCGAGUUAACAUGUAUUGCACGACCGCGCGCAGUUCUCGCUCAUCCAAACAGGAUUCCGGGUGCAUUCACCUCUCGUCGCCCAACUAUCACAAUCGCUUCCUUGAUGCUUGUUUGGGCAGUUACCUAAAAAAUAUAGUGAGUAUGGAGAGGUACAGGCAUUUCAAUUAAGUCAUGAGGUACAGUCUUCAGAAGUAGCCUAAACGCUAAUGUGAUUUUACAAUAUUAUUGUGUAAAUACUGUAUCUAGUCUGUUCUGAAAUAUAGGUCUAAAAUGAUAGUCCAUAUCUGUAAUGGUUAUCUUGAUACAUGUAUGUUUAUUUGAACACCUAUGAAGAAAAAAGCUAUUUGUGGAUCUCUUGAAAUUUGGCCAAAUAAUCUCCAUUGUCAAUGUGACUAAAAUGAAACAAGGUACAAAGUUUAUCAUUAUUUGAUUGAAAGCCUACUUGUUUUAUCUUCUUUCAGAUUACUUGACUCUCUUUCGUGGCAAUUUUAUCAUUGGCAAUAAUAUUUAAUGAAAUGACUGUAUUGUACUAGUGUAUAUAGCUCAAAUGAA
This is a messenger RNA of Lineus longissimus, 3841 nucleotides long. RefSeq names its product protein lev-9-like. The record is from RefSeq and is a predicted model, not a curated record. The transcript is spliced from 12 exons. Lineage: Eukaryota; Metazoa; Nemertea; Pilidiophora; Heteronemertea; Lineidae. The coding region runs from base 26 to 2272 and encodes 748 amino acids.